This is a messenger RNA of Hippopotamus amphibius kiboko, 1143 nucleotides long. Its product is annotated as inactive serine protease 39-like. The coding region runs from base 1 to 1143 and encodes 380 amino acids. Lineage: Eukaryota; Metazoa; Chordata; Mammalia; Artiodactyla; Hippopotamidae. The record is from RefSeq and is a predicted model, not a curated record. Gene Ontology annotation, molecular function: serine-type endopeptidase activity. Gene Ontology annotation, biological process: proteolysis. The transcript has 6 exons.
AUGGACCAGGGCUGCGAGCUCCGGACACAUGUGGCCGCCCGCUUCUCCAACCGCGCGCGCGGCAGAUGCAGGACCGGCCCCAUGGAGAUCAAGGGUGCUGGGGGCUCAGGCCCAGGCUGGCGGGGAGCCUGCACCCUGGCUGUCAUCCUGCUCUGCCUACGCUCUCUCCUGCUGCACACUGAGGCGGCCGGGGCCACCACAGCGCCCGCCGCGGAGGUGUGUGGGAAGCCUGCCGUAACGGGGAGGAUCUUCGGUGGCCGGGAUGCACCUGAGAAGCGGUGGCCGUGGCAGGUCAGCCUGCUCUACAAUGGUCAGCACAUCUGUGGAGCUGCCCUCAUCAGUGCCUACUGGGUGGCCUCAGCUGCCCACUGUUUCCAAAUGUCCCAUGAUCCAUCUUCCUACAAGGUCCUGCUAGGGUACCAUCAGCUAAAAAGUCCUACCUCGCACAGUCAUCAGGCGUCAGUGUACCGAGUCUUCGUCCACACCGACUUUAACCAGCGUUACUACAUGGCGAGCGACAUCACCUUGUUGCAGCUGUAUCGGCCGGUGGUCUUUUCCGACUACAUCCAUCCCGUCUGCCUCCCGGGAAAUACCACCAAACUGGCCCCUCAUACCUCCUGCUGGAUAACUGGCUGGGGGAUGGUCACCGAGGAACGGUUCCUGUCUCCUCCCUACAAACUGCAGGAGGGAGAGGUUGGUAUCAUGGACAGCCACAUUUGUGCAUCGUAUUUCCAGGGACCAGAUCCUAGCAGCAGUAACUAUUCUAUACAUGAAGACAUGCUGUGUGCUGGGGACCUCAUGACAGGAAAGUCCAUCUGCCGAGGAGAUUCUGGGGGUCCCCUCGUCUGCCAGCUGAAUAAGACCUGGUAUCUGAUGGGGCUGUCCAGCUGGAGUCUGCCCUGUCAGCAGCCCAUAAGCCCCAGCGUCUUCACCAGGGUCUCUUACUUCUCCCAGUGGAUCACCGAAAAGAAGGCUUCCUCACCCAAUCCUGAUCCUUCUUCUGCUCCUCCUGAGAGCAAACCUCCUUCUGUGCCCAACUUUACUUCUCUGGGCAAUGUGCACAAGCCCAGGGGCUUCCUAACCCUUGUGACUUCACAGACCUUCCUCCUGCUGCUGAUUUUCCUCUGGACGUGGCGGCUGUGA